AAGAAACAUGGCAUCGCUACCGUAGAGCUCAAUGUUUCUGUUGAAGUUUGAACACCCUUCUACUGAUUCUUUUUCUAAACUGUGUGAGAUAUUUUAAAGGCCUAAUUAAUAGUUAGUUUCCAUGCAAAAUGUUUGUUGCGAAAAGCAUCGCAGCGGAUCAUAAAGAUCUGAUUCACGAUGUUUCCUACGACUUCCAUGGACGGAGGAUGGCGACCUGCUCCAGUGAUCAGAGCGUCAAGGUCUGGGAUAAAGGUGAUGAUGGAGAAUGGCACUGCACUGCUAGUUGGAAGACUCAUAGUGGCUCUGUGUGGAGAGUAACAUGGGCACAUCCCGAGUUUGGUCAAGUCUUGGCAUCUUGUUCCUUUGACCGCACUGCAGCUGUGUGGGAGGAGAUAGUCGGUGAAUCCAACGACAAACAACGGGGGCAAAGUCAUUGGAUCAAGAGAACCACACUGGUGGACAGUCGGACGUCAGUGACCGACGUAAAGUUUGCACCGAAGCACAUGGGCCUGAUGUUGACCACCUGCUCUGCAGACGGCGUGGUGCGCAUCUAUGAGGCUCCUGAUGUGAUGAACCUCAGCCAGUGGUCACUCCAGCACGAGAUCUCAUGCAAACUCUCCUGUUCCUGCAUCUCCUGGAACCCCUCCAGUUCUCGAGCUCAUCCUCCAAUGAUAGCUGUGGGUGGCGAUGACAGCAACGGCCCUUACAGUGGCAAAGUGCAAAUCUAUGAGUACAAUGAAAAUACAAGAAAGUAUGCCAAAGCAGAGACAUUGAUGACCGUGACUGACCCAGUGCAUGACAUCGCCUUUGCUCCAAAUCUGGGGAGAUCAUUCCAUGUGCUGGCAAUAGCAACCAAAGACGUUCGCAUUUUCAAACUCCUACCACUGAGGAGAGAGAGCGCCAACAGCUCUGGUCCCACUAAGUUCGAGGUGCAGGUGAUGGCUCAGUUUGACAGUCAUAACUCUCAGGUGUGGCGCGUGAGCUGGAACAUCACCAGCACUCUGCUGGCCUCCUCUGGAGAUGACGGCUGUGUGAGGCUCUGGAAAGCUAAUUACAUGGACAACUGGAAGUGCACAGGGAUCCUGAGAGGAGAUGGGAGUCCAGUGAAUGGCUCUUCUGGACCCUCUGCUGCUCUGAGUGCUGUUGGCGUCCCUGGAGCUGCUCAGAUGAUUGUUGGCGCAGCUUCUGCUGGCAGAAAGAAAGCUCAGCUGAUGCCAGGCUAACAGCAUAGUGUGCUGAUUGGCUGCUUGCUGCAUGCAAAUGCACAGGAUUGGAUGAGAACUCAUUGACCCCUCCCCUGCACGGUGUGGCACCUGCACACUCUUCUAGCUACUAAUCCGACAGAAGUGUGUGUGUUUAUGAUCUCUUAAGCGGCUGAUAAAGGAACUGUGCCUGUGUGUGUGUUGUUCAGUGGCACUUACCUGACAUUAAGCGUUUUUGUUUUGUAUUAUUGAACAACUAAAGUUGAUUCCCAGCAUCAAUAUGACUUUCUUAUUAUCAAUGGUUGGAUGUGGUGAUAUUUAUUUUAAUACUUCUAAUGCCGUUUUUAAAGCUUCAAACAUGAAUCUUUUCAAAACAGUUGUAGCCCUGAUGGCUUUUAAAGAAAGAGUUCACUCAAAAACAAAAUUCUUCCAAUGUUUGUCUUCAUAUUCACUCAAAAAAAUUGUUCUAACUACACAUUUAAAAUUAGCUUAAACAACACAAUUGUUGUUAGUUGUGUUAAACAACACAACUUGAGAGUUUUUUGGGGGACAACUGAAUUGUUUUAUGAUCAGUCAACUUAACUUUGUAAAACCCCUUCAUUUAAUUUAAUAGAUUUGCAUUUGAAUGACAUAAAGGAUUUGGAUGGAACCCAGCAUUUUUUACAAUGUUGUUUUGUAAUGUUUACACCCGAGUUCUCAUAUGCAAAAUGAGACAUCUGGAUUUUAAAAAAAUAAAAUACUAACUUAA
Danio aesculapii is the source of this 1950-nucleotide messenger RNA. It is a transcript of the gene seh1l, whose product is annotated as SEH1-like (S. cerevisiae). The record is from RefSeq and is a predicted model, not a curated record. The transcript is spliced from 9 exons. Gene Ontology annotation, cellular component: nuclear pore outer ring; Seh1-associated complex. Lineage: Eukaryota; Metazoa; Chordata; Actinopteri; Cypriniformes; Danionidae. Gene Ontology annotation, molecular function: protein binding; structural molecule activity. The coding region runs from base 129 to 1223 and encodes 364 amino acids. Gene Ontology annotation, biological process: cellular response to amino acid starvation; positive regulation of TORC1 signaling.